AUGGGUAUCUUAGAGAGAAUAAAAGAAAUUGAAGCCGAGAUGGCACGGACUCAGAAGAAUAAGGCUACAGGUAUUUCUUACUCCCUUCUUCAACAAUUUUUUUAUGACGAUAUGAAGAACAGUAUAAGCAGUAAAAUACAGAAUGAUCAUAAAAUAGAUGAAAACUCCACGAAAGGUUUUACUUAGUUUGAGAAUAUUUGAAAGUUUGCUAAAAUCUCUUACUAUUGAAGAAGGGUAGCCUAGUGUGUAAGCACAGCACCCACUGCUCCCCUUUAAUUGUGUACCUAGGAAGUUCUUUUUGGGGCGAGUAUUCCAGUUCCUCCAUAAUCACACUGAAUGCCCAGCUUUGCACUUUUCCAAACUGUUACCUGGUGGCAUAGUCUGUGGAAACAUUUCCUUCUUGAUAAAUUUGGGUCCCAGGGGCAUUGAUGAUUCCAUGCGCACAAAGUCUUUGAACUUCGGGCAUCUUGGCUCGUUGAAUCUGAAUUGUGCUAAAAACAACCUUCCAAAACGCCUGAAUAGUGUGAUUCUCAAUAUUAGGCUAAAAAUUCGAAUUCCGCCAAUGUAGGGAGUCCUAAUCCGUCAUUUUCCAUUAGAAAAUUUCGAUUUUGGAAGGAAGUUGUUUUCUGUUAGAAAUUCUUCCAAAAUAGGGGUAAAGCUCUUUCCGAAAUGGAAUUGCCUACCAUCACUAGUUUAAAAUACAUGUUCGGGCUUGUAAAAUUAUUAAUGGAAGGCUACCUUUGGAACCAUAUGUCCUAAAUUUUAGGUCCUCUUUGAUUGCCCCUUUUGAGAAUCUACAGAAUGAGACGGCAUUUAGAUUCAGCUGCUUAAAGAUUAUUUCUUCAAUUGAGAGACGAUUUUAAUAAGAAUUAAUGCGGGACCGUCAAUCCAUUCCCAAGGCAUCCAAAGAACUAUCCAUCCCAGCUGGCCACCAUCAUCCAGAAAGUUGAGCCUUAUCCGAUGUGCUAAUUCUAAACAUACACGUUAUUUCUAUUUUGUUCUUCAAACACCAUCCAAUGUAACAGAUGCAGUCCUUUUGUGUCUGUGAUAUCCCCAUUCCAAAAAAUUGCUUCUAAUGGCUUCAAUUUAACAUAUUAGUUUUUUUGUUCCAAAAAAUUGCAGCCCCUUUUUUUUUUUUAACUAUUGAUAGGGUUGUAUUAGAUAUUUAUCAUGGCAGAAAGAAAGUUGGUCUUUGAUCCAUCCUACUCGGAAUCAUAUUUCUGGACUAUGUUCGUUCUGUAUAUUUUUGAAGGAGAAAGGGAACUCUAAUAAUUUGAUGGGUUGGGCGUAUCCAAAAAUUACCAUUUAGGAAACGUUUUCAGCUUUGAAUGUCCACAAAAAGAGAUUUUCUCAAAUGGCCAAUUUUUUUACCAGUAAUACUUGCUAUCAACAGUCAAAAUUGGGGAUGCACUUAGCACUAUUGUUUGAUCUGUUCAAGUAAUAUGUGUGAUUCUGGAGCCAUCAUGAUCACUUGAAUCAUAGGCUUCUGGAAUUGACCCGAGAUUUGGUGAUCUUCGCUGCAAGUUUAACCCACCCCUUCCUUUUAAAUCAUAACGUUUCUGUAUAUACUUGCGUUGUCAAGCACCUGCUUUCAUUGGUUUCUUUUUAGAUUGUUUAUUUAUCAGGAGGAAAUAGAUCCUGGUCCAGAUGGUGAGCCUUGUCAUUUGAGUAUAUUACAAUCCCAUCCUAAAUUUUCAGCUUUACAAAAAAAAUUGUUGUGAAUGGAUUUCAUCUUGUUGUGAAUUGAAAAAAUCCUGCUUUCAUUCAAUCUGUAGAGUAUCAUCUUGGGCAACUGAAGGCAAAACUGGCAAAGUUGAGAACACAGUUACUAGAACCUCCAAAGGUAUGAAUAUCAUGUCCUUUCUCCUUGGCUGGAGAAGAUCUGAAACAAGUUAUCAACUACGCAUGCAGAAUGAUGAAUAUUCAUGUAUUAAGUGCUUAUGAGGAACAUGAAAAUGAAAAUCUGAUAUGGUGGCUAUAGGGAUGCCAUCUCUUAACAGUAGGCCUGAUGUCCCGCAUCUCAGUAUUCAACCGUAGAUCUACAGUAUCUGCAUCAACAUGCUCAUUAACAUUACAUGUCCUUUUUUAAAGUAAAAGCCUAUAUUUAUAUUGCAAGUUUGCAAUUAUGUCCUCCUUACCGAAGCACCAUUUAUUCUCUUGCAUUGCUGUUGAUUGUCUGACUGCUCUGCAUCAUUUUCCCAAAAAAAAAAUAAUGUUUGUGGUAUGAAUAAUCCUCCGUCUUACAAUUGUCUUCCUGAAAAAUCAUUUCCUUUUUCCAGUCCACUAGGAAGUAAAUUUACGAUGAGAGCUGGAUUGACCUAAUGAGUUUCAUUCCCCAGUGGCACUUUUGGGAGCAAGGUGUAGCUGCCAUGAAUUUAUCUUAUGGUGUGUUAGUUAUUCAUGGACCCACAUCGAAUAUCCUAAAAUAUAUACUAUGGUCUGUCGCUGUGAAACGUCAGAUGACAAUUCACUGAAAUGACAAUGAUGAAAGAAAAUUUCUAGUUAGGAGCAUUUGUUGAUUUUUAUGCAUGGAUGCUCAUUCAGGAAUUUUUUUUACGCUUUAUGGACGACCAUGCUCUUAAUAUUUUUUGUCAUGAUCUUUUUAUCAUUUCAUUGGAUCUUAUGGACUUUUCCGUUGCUUGUGCUUUCAUGGAUUGGUUGUGGCAAUUGCCACACUGGUAUCAAUAUCAUUUUCAUCAUAAUAACUUUAUGUUCUACAAGUUUCUUAUCGAGGGGUUGUUAAUUUUAAUUUUUUUCAUGCAUUCUUGUUUACUAACAAAAAAUCGGUCAAUUAGGGAUCCAGUGGAGCUGGGGAUGGCUUCGAAGUUACAAAAUUUGGUCAUGGUCGUGUUGCGCUGAUCGGAUUUCCCAGGUUUGCCUUGUCUUGCCUUUGAUAAUGCUCCAAAGAUUUUCUCUCCCUACCUUUAUGGCGAAAUAGUUUUCCUGAUUGGUGGACAACAAUGGAGGACGUGUCUUGUUUAGGCCAUAUGAAUAAGGAAAUUUUGGUAUCUUUGCACAUUUUUUUCCCGUUUAGAGAGUUCUUUUUACUUCUUUUUUAUAAUUACGAAUGUAGUAUUAUGACAGAAUCUAUGUAGUAUUUAUGCACAUAUUAUGCCCCCAUCUAUUUUGGUUAUGAUUUUUGAAUGCUUUUGGAGUAGUAUGUUGUUUUUCAGAUAUUGUCUGCUCAUGGUGUAAUAAAAUUAGAGUUUUCAAGAUUCUCAGCUUUUUAUUGAGAAGCCAUGGGAUUUUGUGGGGAAGACUUUAACAACGAUCAUGGUGGUAAAGAAAACUUCAUUUACGUUAGCAAGAAACAUAAUAAUCGAAAUAUCUUAUCCAGAGUUUGUUACCCCAGGGUUACAAAACAUGAAUUCACACUAAAUACACACCUAUGAGGGAAAAAGGCUUUUCAAAAGAACCUUCACGCCUUGAAGUUUACGUUAAACCCACAAACCAUAGUUUUAGCCCAUGACUCAACCUGUUGCAGGUAUUAUGUCUUAAUAGAUGGGCAUCUUGGAGGUUACAUCUUGAAGACAAAUUUUAGGAUCAGUACAUCCAGGAUUUACUUUACUUCUUUGUCGGAGUUGGAUAUUUCCUUUUUGCGAAAAUUUCAUUUCUUUAUUUCCUUAAGUCGUAUGACUCCAGUUCAUUAAAUGUGUGCAAACUUAUCUGCUUUGGCUUUUUAGAGAUUUCAUAUAGAUUAUACCCCGAAUGGUAAUGAUCAAUAUUGCCAAAUGGGCGAACUUGAACAAGGAAGAAAAAAGAAACAAAAAGGAGAUACGUUGGCAUAGUAUAUCAAAUGGGCAGAGUUUGCUCUCGUGAAUCAGUAACGUCUAAUUGGCAGAUGAAACACCAUUGUCAACAAAACUGCUCUUUCUUUAUUGUUCUACUCCAUUGGACCAAAUUCUCCAGAUUCAACAAAAUUGCUGUCUUUAGUAUUCUGGUGUUGAAGGCACGUGUCUCAUCUAGAAGAUAAUUCAGGAACUUUUGAUUGUCAAAUGUCCUAACCAUCUGUAUGCAUCGGAGAUUGUUUUCAACCUCAUAAACCAUUGUGUACCUUAGUGUAGAAGAUUAAUGUUGACUUGAAAGUUGCAGACGCCAGUCAUCCUCUUUUAUUCUUCUUUACUGAAUAAUAUAUGAAGCGUUAAUCUUUCCGUUUCUCUUCCUACCGCUUUUAAGCUACCAUUACUUUUGAUGUUUGGGGCCAGUCAUUAAGCGCGGUUUCCAAGCUUUGAACUAUGCUACGAAUUAUGAAAUUUGAACUGCACUGUACCAUGAUGAAUGAUUGACUUUUUUUAAUUGAUGAUAGCGUGGGAAAAUCAACACUUUUAACAAUGUUAACGGGAACACAUUCUGAAGCUGCAUCAUACGAGUUUACCACGCUCACAUGCAUCCCUGGUAUCAUUCAAUACAAUGAUACUAAAAUUCAGCUUCUCGAUCUUCCCGGAAUCAUUGAGGGGGCUUCAGAGGGCAAGGGACGUGGUAGGCAGGUAGCUAACCUUCUAUAUCUCAUCAUUCUUUGCUGUUUAUGAUUAGUUUUGAAGUUGUUGUUACUUGAAAAACUCGUAAUGACUGCGGUUAUAUAUUGCUCUUAGGUUAUUGCUGUAGCCAAAUCUUCAGACAUCGUGCUAAUGGUUCUUGAUGCCUCAAAGGUAUGUUAUUCAAUUAAGGUUUCUUGGAUAUAUUUUAUGUCAAUAUACUCAAGUUUUUGGUUAUAUUUUCUGUCAAUAUGAGAGGAAUGUCCUUUUCUUGAAUUUACAUAAGACUCACCGUCAGAUAUUAUUGCUUCAUGUUUUUUAUUUUAUUUCAUAUUCGAUGCUAUUAUCAUCAAUAUGAAUUGCAACGAGAUACAUUCUCUGCAGAAACUUCUCUUCAAAGCAAUGUACUUCCAUUUUCUUUUGUGGAACCAACUUUUCAAAAUUCUGUCUACUUUUUCUUUGUUUAUUUCUACUAUUAUUUUAUCUGACAUGAGUAUGGUGCACCAUCAUGUGAUAAUAUCAGAGUGAGGGUCAUCGUCAAAUAUUAACAAAGGAGCUAGAAGCCGUUGGUCUUCGGCUUAACAAGAGGCCUCCUCAAGUAAGUUUCAUUACUUGUUUCCAUGCUUGUAUGUUAGGCUAGUUUUUUAUGCUCCCUUCCUCAUGUCAAGAUUCGAUAUAAUCGAGCCAUUUCGUUGGUCACAUUUUGUCUUAUAGCUUAUAGUCGACAUAAUUCAGGAGGGAUCUUAGUAAAGAAUUGUUUUGAUCAUAGAACUUCAUCCGUUACCUUGUGUCCAGGUUGAAAAUAGUCUCUAUUUUUUUCCCUUAAAACUCCCUGAUUUUACAAUCCGCUAUGUGGACCACCCAUGGUGUUUGGUGACUUGAUUUCAUUUGAAAAUCUGAAAGUUCUACUGUUCACGUGGCACUGCUGCUCUGUGUUGAUAUUCAGUUCCCCUAGAAGAUGAGAAAAGAAGAAAAGUUAUUCGAACACCACUCCUGUAAUUACGUUUAAUUGAACUGGAGAACUUUCUUGUUGCUGAAAAAUCGACAUGUGGACAAUGUUCCAAUCAUGGAAGCAGCGGUGAUCAUGAUAAAAUAAAUAUGUGUUGAUUUCAAUUUCAUUGUCAAUGGCUUAGUUAUACUGCACAAAUAUUAUUUUAUUUCUUCUGCUGUAAAAAUGCUGUUGUAUGUCGUGAUGGUUGAUGGUUGAUCGUUGAUCGUUGAAGUGAAUCUCCACUCAUGGGAAGGGGAAACUCGGAGCUGUUAACACCUUCAUCCGAUGAUUCUUUCAGAUAUAUUUCAAGAAGAAAAAGACGGGGGGUAUUUCCUUCAACAGUACCCUUACAUUGACCCAUGUUGAUGAGAAGCUUUGCUAUCAAAUUCUACAUGAAUACAAGAUACACAAUGCAGAGGUAUCUUCAUUGGAAUUUUUGGAAUUUUUAUGUUCACCAUAAUUUUAUAAGUUGCUAGCAGAAGCUUUACUGUGUCUUGAUCCUUCUCUCUGGAUUUUCUGUCGAUGUAAUGCAUAGACCAUUCUCGGCCUAAACAGCUAUGCAUAGACUUUUCCUUUUUUUUAUUUCCUGUACAUCGAACAGAAGUAGAUAACUUUCAUUCAAGGACAGAUGCUUACUUUAUUUGAUAUGGAUAUUAUAUAUAUAUAGAUCGUCCAUUCCUAUUCUAGUAUUUUUUUUCUUCAUAUAUUUUGUUUCAUUGCAGGUACUAUUUAGAGAAGAUGCUACUGUUGAUGAUCUUAUUGAUGUCAUCGAGGGGAACCGCAAAUACAUGAAGUGCAUUUAUGUCUAUAAUAAGAUUGAUGUCAUCGGUAUCGAUGAUGUGGACAGACUAGCUCGGCAACCAAAUUCAGUUGUUAUCAGCUGCAAUUUGAAGGCAGGUUUCGUCACUCAUCAUUCAGAACAAGUCUCAUCUAUUACCCACCUUCUGCUUACACUGAAAACAAUGAAACAAAGCACUCAUUUCCUCCUUUCUCUCUCUGGGCACUGUAGAGGAUUGAACUGGUUCAUUGAUGCCUUGAUGCAGCUUAACUUGGACAGACUUCUGUCAAAGAUGUGGGAGGAGAUGGGCCUUGUUAGAGUCUACACAAAGCCGCAGGGCCAACAACCCGAUUUCUCAGAUCCUGUGGUUCUUUCGACUGUGAGAUAUAUAUACAUCCUGUUGUUGUGCUUCUUCUUUACACCGAUCUUGACACUGCUCCUAUUAUUUGGCCGAUGAAUAAUAAAUACCCUUUGGUAUGUAACUGCAGGACAGAGGAGGAUGCACAGUUGAGGACUUCUGUAAUCACAUACACAGGAGCCUGUUGAAGGACGUGAAGUAUGUUCUGGCAUGGGGAACCAGCGCAAAGCACUACCCCCAGCGCUGUGGGCUCUCCCAUGCUCUCAACGAUGAGGACGUCGUCCAGAUAGUAAAGAAGAAGGUGUGUGAACCCUGGUUCCACUUAGCCCCAAAGUUUCAUUACUAAACACGGAAACCAAAGUCUCAGCCCCCCCCACCCACUCUGAUCCAGCUGCUGAAAAUAUCAGGAGCCUAGCCUAGUCUAACCCCUCUGUGCCAUCUGAUAUGAGCUGAUUCAGCCCGGCCCAUAUGGGUUUGGGGGAGUGGGUGGGUACUUGAUCUCACCAUGGUGGAGGUUGUAAUCCCAAUUCUUUUUGGCUUUGCUGCAGGAAAAGGAAGAAGGGGGGAGAGGCCGCUUCAAGUCUCAUUCCAAUGCCCCCUCUCGGAUAUCUGACAGAGAGAAGAAGGCGCCGCUCAAGACAUAA
Spirodela intermedia is the source of this 7246-nucleotide messenger RNA. NCBI's taxonomy places the organism in Eukaryota, Viridiplantae, Streptophyta, Magnoliopsida, Alismatales, Araceae. The record is from the annotation of a GenBank genome assembly.